Molecule: messenger RNA, 619 nt
Organism: Penicillium brasilianum
Lineage: Eukaryota; Fungi; Ascomycota; Eurotiomycetes; Eurotiales; Aspergillaceae
Source: the annotation of a GenBank genome assembly
CCGGAUUCGUCACCUUCACCAAACGAGCCAUCUUGAUACUUCACCUUUCUUCCUGGCUGAUCUCAUCUCUCCGGUCACCUCCUACCGUUUCAUAUCUGAUACCUCCUCUCUGCUCCUCGAUCUCAACGUGCCAGGUCAACAUGGCCGAGUCCCUCGCUUCCAACGAUGUGUGGGCCAGCUCCGUCCGCACCACCUGGGAGAAACCCGUCACCGAGCAAAAGCUCCCACAGGUUGCUGUGACUCCACCUAGCUCGUCGCCAAAAUUGACCCAGAGCACGCCGAAGGCCUCCAGCUAUGCCCGAGCCGCUCGCCCUCGCAAGGAUCAACCCCCUCCUGCGACCGGCCCCAAGCACCCAGUCACUCCCAAGCCAGUGACUCCUAUCCCAGUGAUCCCCAAGCUCCCCGGGGACGCCAAGGCCGCAGCCAAGUUCUGCACGGCGGCAUCUCAAAGCUCAAGUUGAAGACUUGAAGCGCCACAUCGCUAAGAGGGAUGCCCAAAUCGCGUGGCUCAAGGUCCAACUGCAGGCACAGGUUGCCAGACAGUUCUUUGGUUAAGAUGGAUACCAUGGUGCUUUCAAUGUCUUUAGAUCUUAGCAUUCUUUGCUAGGGGGAAUUGGAG